This is a messenger RNA of Plectropomus leopardus (leopard coralgrouper), 4816 nucleotides long. It is a transcript of the gene fgfr2, whose product is annotated as fibroblast growth factor receptor 2. Lineage: Eukaryota; Metazoa; Chordata; Actinopteri; Perciformes; Serranidae. Gene Ontology annotation, biological process: positive regulation of kinase activity; multicellular organism development; fibroblast growth factor receptor signaling pathway. Gene Ontology annotation, cellular component: plasma membrane; signaling receptor complex. Gene Ontology annotation, molecular function: fibroblast growth factor receptor activity; fibroblast growth factor binding; ATP binding. The record is from RefSeq and is a predicted model, not a curated record.
GGGGGAAUGACACCCACUGGAGUGAAGGAGGAGGGCAGUGUGUGGAGACGUAAGGAGGAGAAAAAACCUAGUAAACCUGACAAAGCGUCUGAGAAACAGUGCGAGGACUGUCGGCGGAAGACGAGAAAGAGACGCGAAAGACGCUCUUUUCACCAGGGGGACGCACAUUGAUGGAUUUUAUGACAUUUUGCACCGGACAACUAUCCUCUCGUACCUUUUAAAGCCCCGUUCCACCUCCUUAGUGGCUGCAAACUUUCUUUUUAGUUAACAAGUGCGCUGCUCGGGAACACUGGGCAUGUUUUGCGCCCUGGAAGAAACUUGGUGACGGGGAGGAAAGUUUCGGGGGGACAGCGGUAUGGUUUUCCGAGCUGUUUAUGAAGGAUAACGCGUGUAAACUCGGAUUUCUUUGCAUGGCAUUGGACUACGCUGCCAGUCGGGGUUGGAUUAUAUCCCUCUGAUCUGAGUUGAUGCCGGCUGUUUGUGGAAUAGUAAACUGAAAAAGGCAGCGCCUCGCAGAUUUUUUUGGUGCAUUGUGGAGUUGGAGACAUUCCUCCCUCUGGAUUCAGCUCAUGCUCUCUCCUCCCUUAUCUGUGCAUGCCAAAACAGAGAUCUCCACGAUUUUAUUCCUCCCUGCCCAGGUGAUUGAAUUCCACUGAGUGACAGGCCGACCCGGGAGCAGUUGAUGGUUGGGCGGACUCCCUCAGAUGGGAUCAGUGUCCAGGGGGAGGUGGAGAAGGGGGGUAUGGGGAGCGCUUGCCCCCACUAACGGGAUGGCCUCGUGGGCCUGGCUGCUGGCCGCUGUCCUGCUGUCUCUGCUGACCGUCAGCGUGGCCCGGCCACCCCUCACCGGCACCAAGGAGGAGGAGGCCACUCUGGAACCUGAAGAGGCAUCGAACAAAUACCAAAUUUCAAAGCCCACGGUGUGCUCGGUGCACCCGGGGGAGUUGCUGAAGCUGAGCUGCCCUCUGCCACCGACGGGGACCAUCACCUGGACCAAAGAUGGCAGCUCUCUGGGCACCAACAACCGCACGGUGAUAGAGCAGGAGGUGCUGCAGAUCCGUGAUGCCACGCCCAAGGAUUCAGGCCUGUACACCUGCACCAGCGUGGGCAAAGACACGGUCUGCUUCAUAGUGAAUGUCACAGAUGCCAUCUCGUCGGGGGAUGAUGAGGACGAUACAGAGCGAUCGGAGGACACGGGGGCGGACGGAGAGCAGAUAAGCGCUCCGUAUUGGACGUCGUCAGCAAAGAUGGAGAAGAAGCUGCAUGCGGUGCCAGCUGCCAAUACAGUCAAGUUCCGCUGUGCUGCAGGAGGCAACCCCCGGCCUAAGCUGCGCUGGCUUAAAAACAGCAGGCCUUUCCGCCAAGAGGACCGUAUGGGAGGGUAUAAGGUGCGCAGCCAGCACUGGACCCUGAUCAUGGAGAGCGUGGUGCCGUCAGACAAGGGCAACUACACUUGUCUGGUGGAGAACGAGUUUGGAGCCAUCAACCACACCUACACCCUGGACGUAGUGGAACGGUCCCCUCACCGGCCUAUUCUUCAGGCUGGUCUCCCAGCUAACACCACCGUACACGUUGGGGAAGACGCCCGCUUUGUCUGCAAGGUUUACAGCGAUGCCCAGCCUCACAUCCAGUGGCUGAAACACAUCACUCAGAAUGGCAGCCGCUACGGCCCCGACGGACACCCCUACGUCCGAGUGUUGAAGACCGCAGGUGUUAACACCACAGAUAAGGAGAUAGAAGUUCUCUACUUGCCCAAUGUAACAUUUGAAGAUGCUGGGGAGUAUACGUGCUUGGCGGGUAAUUCUAUUGGGAUCUCCUAUCACACUGCUUGGUUGACGGUGCUUCCAGCUCUAGAGAAAUCCCCAGGGCCUCUUUCCCCAGACUACGUGGAGAUCGCGAUCUACUGCGCGGGCGUCUUCCUCAUCGCCUGCAUGGUGGGCAUCGUGGUGGUGUGCCGCAUGAGGAACACAGCAAAGAAACCCGACUUUGGGGGCCAGCCAGCUGUCCACAAAUUGAGCAAGCAGAUCCCUCUGCGCCGCCAGGUAACAGUGUCGGCAGACUCCAGCUCCUCCAUGAACUCCAGUACACCGUUGGUACGCAUCACAACGCGGCGGAGCUCUGCGCACGAUGAGCCAAUCCCUGAGUAUGACCUUCCCGAGGACCCACGCUGGGAAUUUUCCAGAGACAGGUUGACCCUGGGCAAGCCCCUGGGUGAGGGCUGCUUCGGCCAAGUUGUAAUGGCAGAGGCGCUGGGCAUCGAUAAGGACAAACCCAAGGAGGCUGUAACUGUUGCUGUCAAGAUGCUUAAAGAUGACGCCACUGAGAAAGACCUGUCUGACCUGGUGUCAGAGAUGGAAAUGAUGAAGAUGAUUGGCAAACAUAAGAACAUCAUUAAUCUUUUGGGGGCCUGCACGCAAGACGGCCCUCUCUAUGUGAUAGUGGAGUACGCCUCCAAAGGCAACCUUAGGGAGUACCUCCGAGCCCGCCGGCCGCCCGGCAUGGAGUACUCCUACGAUAUCGCCCGUGUUUCGGAUGAACAGCUCACUUUCAAAGAUCUGGUCUCCUGCACUUAUCAGGUGGCACGGGGCAUGGAGUACCUAGCGUCACAGAAGUGUAUACACAGAGACCUGGCAGCCAGGAACGUCCUGGUCACAGAGAGCAACGUCAUGAAGAUCGCAGACUUCGGCCUGGCCAGGGACGUACAUAAUAUCGACUACUAUAAAAAGACGACCAAUGGUCGCCUGCCUGUAAAAUGGAUGGCUCCAGAGGCGCUGUUUGACCGGGUCUACACACACCAGAGUGAUGUCUGGUCAUUUGGGGUGCUGAUGUGGGAGAUCUUCACCCUUGGAGGCUCCCCUUACCCCGGCAUCCCCGUUGAGGAGCUCUUCAAGUUGCUCAAAGAGGGACAUCGCAUGGACAAGCCCGGCAAUUGCACCAACGAGCUGUACAUGAUGAUGAAAGACUGCUGGCAUGCCAUCUCAUCCCACAGACCCACCUUCAAGCAGCUAGUAGAGGAUCUGGAUCGCAUCCUCACCCUCAACACCAACGAGGAGUAUCUGGACCUGUGCGCCCCAACAGAGCAGUAUUCCCCCAGCUUCCCCGACACUCGCAGCUCCUGCUCCUCCGGUGACGACUCUGUGUUUUCCCACGAUCCCUUACCGGAUGAGCCCUGCCUCCCCAAAUACCAGCACAUUAACGGAAACGUGAAAACAUGAGCCCCCAACCAUCCUCUCUACCUGACCUGCCCCAGUCUGACCCCUUGACGACCCACGUGGCACAGACACCCUCGCCGAAAUCCUCCCAACCUCCUGCCUCUCCCCAUCACCCCUCUGGCUCCCGGUGGACUAAUGGACCCAGUCGGGGCUGGGCUGGUGGCAGCGCUGCUGUCACACACUCAUACUGCCAUGCACACACACUUCACGCUCAUGAGGUCUUAAGGGAGAGGACAGGGACCGAACAGAAGCAGUUUUUAACUGACUGAAUGAAUUGACUGGGGACCCUCCUGGGGACUGAACAAAAGCAGUUUUUAACUGACUGAAUGAACUGACUGGGGACCCUCCUCCUCUUCUCCCUUCAUAAUAAACACAAAGACUUUCCAUUUUGGUUCUCAUGUUUUUACCCGGAUUUUUUUUUUUUUUUUCACAAUCGACGACGUUACUUGUUUGGUAAUCCCAUUCCAGUGGCUGGCAUUCCAAGACUGUUAUUUGCUCCUGGAGGAAUGUAUGGACCGAUGUGAACUUUAAAACACAAAACAAAACAAAACAAGGGACUAGAAGAGGACGACGAAUAGGAAAAGGACUGAAAGCUUCAACUAACAAAACAGAGGAAUAGAAGGAGAGCACAUAUAGAAACUGCUCUCCUGUUUAUUUUGUAAUAUUGAUGCAUUUCUUUUUCAGUUCUCUUGAUAAACCUUCCCAAUUAUUCUGGAGAAAAAAUACACAGUAUAAUGUAUAGUGCUGGGUAUAUUUGUAAAUAUAUUCAAAAAUGUAUAAAUAUAUAUUAUAUAUUUACAAUGAAUUAUUUUUUGUAUGGACUCCGAAAUAACCCUGACCCUCCCUUCCCUACUUUGAGUUUGAGGCAGGUAUUCUAACAGGUUAUGUGUCCUAUAUUUCUCUUCACACACACACACUCACACACACACAGACACGGAUACACAUUUUAAUACACACAAACACCUGUUUUACUCUCACUCAGUAACACAGUUGAGUAUUGGCUUUCAGGGACUGAGGUAGCAUGUUAAUUUAUUGACUUGUGUUUUUUGAAUCAAAAAAAGUCUGGAAAAAAGAACAAAAACAAUGUGGCAGAAAUGAUGACAUUAAUGAUGCUGAUAAUACAUAAAUAAUCCAUUAAAUUUAUGGUAAUUUAAAAUGAUCUUUCAGCAGUAACAGAAAAAAAGCUAUUUUUAGUGGAUUUGAAAGAUCCAGGUUUUGUAAGUUUUAUAUAUGAAUGUGAAUAUUAAGUUAAAUUUUAAAAACUGUACAUUUUAUAGUCAGCUAAUCCCUUUCUUAUGUAGAUGAUGAUGCCAUUUCUAUCCAGUCAUUUUACUCUUUCUUAGCUUUGCUAUAGGAAAUGAGAUUGACUUCUGGAUAUUUAUAUAUGAUUGAUGGAAAAAGAUUUUGGAAAUACCUACUAGCAAUCCGCUCCCUCACUUAGAGACAAAAUAUAGACUCCAAAUUUACUUGACAGAAUUGAAAGCUGAAAAACAAAGUAUUAAAUCAUUCAAGUGUUUUUUGUCUUUUUCUACUGGACCAACUUUAAGAUGUUCUUUUGCAAGUGUUCAUGCCACAUUUGCGAAAUAAAUGAUGGAAAAACAUAA